Daucus carota subsp. sativus is the source of this 3564-nucleotide messenger RNA. RefSeq lists its product as uncharacterized. Gene Ontology annotation, biological process: DNA repair; telomere maintenance. Gene Ontology annotation, molecular function: DNA helicase activity. The transcript has 7 exons. The coding region runs from base 1 to 3564 and encodes 1187 amino acids. The record is from RefSeq and is a predicted model, not a curated record. NCBI's taxonomy places the organism in Eukaryota, Viridiplantae, Streptophyta, Magnoliopsida, Apiales, Apiaceae.
AUGAGAUGGAUUGAUAAUCCUCAGAAACGAGGGAUCAAUCCCCGGAUUGUUGAAGGUCUAAUCAAGAUGUUUGACAAAGUUAACGUGUUAGUUCAAAGAUUUCGCCAGGCACGUGAUCGUUUCAAAGAGGAUAAUAUUGUCCAGUUGAAGAUACACAUGAAGGCAUCCCGUUCAGUUAGUGGCCGUCCUAAUAACAUAUCUCCUUCAGACGAAGUUGCUGCAGUUCUGGUCGGGGAUACCAAGUAUACAAAAGGAGUGCGUGACAUCGUUGUUGAAAGUAACAUAAAAGGUCUUACUCGAAUCCCAGAGAUUCAUCCUCUGCGAGCUUCUUUACAAUUUCCCAUAUUAUUUCCCAACGGGGAGGACGGUUACCAUGAACACCUACAUUAUUACAAGAAGGGAAAACGAAAAACUGGAGAGAAGAAGAGGGACAAAAUAACGGCCAAAGAGUAUUAUUUCUAUAAACUUCAAGUCAGAAAGAAUCAAGAUUAUACGUUGCGUUUGGGAGGUAGGCUUUUCCAACAAUACAUCGUUGACUCCUUUUCUUCCAUUGAACAAGCACGGCUAUAUUGGGUUAGAAAACAUCAAAAGGAGUUAAGACGUGAUCUGUACAACAAUAUCCGUGAUCAGGUUAGAAUUGGUGACGGUGAUAGUUCAAACAUCGGUAGAUCGUACAUCUUACCAUCAUCUUUUACUGGUUCUAAAAGAUAUAUGCAGCAAAACUUCCAAGAUGCUCUGGCCGUUUGUCGUGUUAUUGGACAUACUGAUCUUUUCCUUACUAUGACAUGCAACACUGAAUGGGAUGAAAUGCAAAAGAUGAUGGAUCUUUUACCUGGUUGCCUUAUGUAUGUAGUCGAAUAUCAGAAGCGCGGACUCCCUCAUAUUCACAUGUUAAUAUGGUUGGACGGUUCAGCUAAACCGAAUACCUGUGAGAAAGCUGACGAUCUGGUUAAUGCUGAAAUCCCAGAUCCCGAAACCGAACCAGAACUUUAUGAAGUUGUAAAGAAAUUUAUGAUUCAUGGUCCAUGUGGAAAGCAGAACCCAAAAUGCCCUUGCAUGAAAGAUUUCAAGUGUACUAGACAUUUCCCAAAGAAGUAUUCACCGUCAACAUCAUUUGAUAGUUCAGGCUUCCCAAUUUACAAGCAUCGGAAAACAUCAAAAAAUGUCAAAGUCCGCAAAGGUGUUCUAGAUAACCAAUGGGUUGUACCGUACAACAAAUAUUCACUCUUACGGUACCAAUGUCACAUAAAUUUAGAAAUAUGUGCUCAUGCAAGUAGUUUGAAAUAUUUGUUCAAAUACUGCCUUAAAGGACAUGAUCAAGCCACUGUUCUCAUAAACACACAGAAGGUAACAAAUGUACCUGGAACGAAAGAACAAGUCAUAGAUGAAAUCAAAACCUUCCUCGAUGGUCGUUACAUAUGUGGUGUUGAAGCUGGUCAUAGGAUUUAUGGUUUUGACGUUCAUCAUAGGACCAUAGCCGUUCAGCGACUUCCUUUCCAUCUCCCUCACCAAAAAACAUGUACAUUUCGCAGUAAAGAUGACCGUGCUUCUGUAGAAAGGUUGUGGUCAAUGAAGAAGAGCAAACUAGAAGCUUAUUUUGAACUAAAUAAAGUUGAUAUAUCCGCUCAGAAAUAUUCUUACAGUCAAAUCCCCCAAUUUUACGUUUGGGAUGGCCAAUCAACAAUGUGGUGUUCAAGAAAGAAGGGUUAUCAGAUUGGUAGGCUCACCUACACUCAUCAUGGUAGUGGGGAGUUGUGGUAUUUAAGAAUGCUUCUUUGUAGAAUAUGCGGGCCAACUUCUUUUAAAGAUCUUCUUAUUGUUGGAGGAGUUGUUUAUCCUACAUUCCAAGCUGCAUGUGAUGCUCGUGGAUGGCUUGCCAGUGACAAGGAAUGGGACGAGGCUCUGACUGAAUGUUCUUCUGUGGGCUUUGCUAACCAAGUACGUGAACUGUUUGUUUACAUAAUAUUAAACUGCAAAGUGUAUGACAUAGGAACGCUGUGGAUCAAACAUAAUCUUAAAAUGUCGGAAGAUAUUUUAUAUAAAAGGAGGAAGGUAACAUGCAAGAAUGACUUGGUGUUGUCUGAAAAGGAAAUAGAAUUUUACGCCCUUGCCGAAAUUGACAAUCUUCUUCGUUCGGUUGGAAACUCGCUUGAACGUUUCAAUAAUUUACCUCAACCAGACGGCUCAUACUUAAAUUCUGGAAAUGACAAUCUAAUUGUUGAAGAGACAUCAUACAACAUUGAAGAGGAGCUCCAUAGACAUAAUGAAAUGUUCAAGCAACUUAACCAUGAACAACUACAAGUUUAUCAGAGUAUAAUCCAUUCGGUGAACAACAAAACGGGAGGAAUAUUUUUUGUCUAUGGUAGUGGAGGUUGUGGGAAGACCUAUUUGUGGGGUACUAUAAUUUCCAAACUACUAUCACAGCGUAAGAUUGUUUUUCCUGUAGCUUCAUCAGGAAUUGCAGCAACAUUAAUGCCGGGAGGACGCACAGCCCAUUCACGUUUCAAGAUACCUAUAAUCAUUGAUGAAGAUUCCUCAUGCAACAUUUCUCACAAAUCUGAUAUUUCCCAGCUCUUGAAGAAGACUGAGCUUAUCAUAUGGGAUGAGGCGCCUAUGCAGCAUCGUUUUGCUUUCGAAGCAUUAGAUCGUACACUAUGUGAUAUAAUAAAGUCAAUUUCGCAAGAUAGGCAUGAAAAAACAUUUGGUGGGAUAACAGUUCUGCUAGGUGGUGAUUUUCGCCAAAUAUUACCCGUCAUAAAUCGUGCACCACGUAGUGAAGUGGUAUCCGCCUCUAUCAAUCGUUCCAGAUUGUGGGAUGAAUCUCAACUUUAUUUGCUUACUGAAAACAUGCGAGUGAAUAAAGGCAAUUCCGAAAAGCAGAAAGAAAUUGCAAGGCGUUUCAAUCAGUGGGUGCUUGAUAUAGGCAAUGGUAAGAUUCCCAGUUGUACUGAGGACGGAGAUGUUUUUGAUGAUGUAGACAUUGAGAUUCCGGAAGAAUUUUGCAUAAAGUCUGACAACUUUUCCGUGGAGGAAAUUAUAAAUUCAACCUAUCCGGAGUUGCUAUCAAAUUACAAAGAUGAGGUUUACAUGAGGGGGCGAGCUAUUUUAACUCCUACAAAUGAGAUAGUUCAUGAAGUCAACGCUGUAAUUCUAGAAAAAUUGCCAGGCCUGCCACCUCAUAAUGUUCUACUCAAAGAGAAUGUUGUGGUCAUGCUUAUGAGGAAUCUAAAUCAGAUCUCAGGUACUCUUCACUUCAUCCCACGGAUAGAGAUGUCUCCAACCGAUAGUCACUUACCCUUCAAGCUCAACCGGCUUCAACUGCCACUUCAAAUUUGCUACGCCAUGACUAUAAACAAGUCUCAAGGCCAGUCUCUCGAUAGAGUCAGUCUUUACCUGCCAAGAUCUGUGUUCUCCCAUGGCCAGCUUUAUGUGGCUAUUAGCCGGGUAACUUCUCCAUCUGGCUUAAAGAUUUACAUAAAAGGUCCAAACGGCAGAUGUACUAACGUUACCAAGAACGCUGUCUACGAAGAAGUGUUCUAUAAUCUACCCAAUGGUUUGAAUUAG